Messenger RNA from Aspergillus heteromorphus CBS 117.55, 2788 nucleotides. RefSeq lists its product as uncharacterized. Gene Ontology annotation, molecular function: structural constituent of nuclear pore. Bases 24 to 2660 code for a protein of 878 amino acids. The transcript is spliced from 4 exons. The record is from RefSeq and is a predicted model, not a curated record. Lineage: Eukaryota; Fungi; Ascomycota; Eurotiomycetes; Eurotiales; Aspergillaceae. Gene Ontology annotation, cellular component: nuclear pore. Gene Ontology annotation, biological process: ribosomal small subunit export from nucleus; protein import into nucleus; ribosomal large subunit export from nucleus.
CACCAUCCACAACACCCUCCACCAUGCCGAAGGUCAUCAGCUACACUCCUCCCUGGCUCUCGCGCCCGGCACCCGGCGCCUCCGUCUUCGCCAGCUCAGGCGCAAAGGCCCCGGAAAGUCUCAAGGGCCUCAAAGAGUCUGUCUACUCUGGUCCUACGCGCAUCCAGGCCAAGAGGGGGAAUGAAUUGUUUACGGUCGUCGAUAACCAGAUUCGCUGGUCCGACCUCACCAGAUUGAAGAACGAAUGGCAGCACAAGUCUAAGGCGAGGAACGGCUCGACGGACCAGAAGGAGCUGACCGGUGACCAGGGUGUGCAUUACAGGGUUUUGGUGGUGCCUGUUUACGAGAAAAUCCGGCAGCUCAUCCCCUCCCCGAAUGGCGCGUUUCUGGCCAUUGUCGCAGACCACACCGUCUUCAUCGCCGUGCUCCCCGACCCAGCGCACCUGGCCGGCACCGACGACACCCCCAUCCGCACGAAAUCCUACCAACUCGGCCCGACAACCCAUGUCAUUCCCGAGUCCUCCGUGGUGUCUGCCUUGUGGCACCCACUGGGCGUGCACAACAACCUUGGAGGUUGCUUUGUGACGGUCACUGCAGAUGCCGCUGUUCGGGUGUGGGAGCUGGAUCGCAACAACCACUGGUCGUUCGAUCGUCCGACAUUGGCGGUCGAUCUGAGGAAGCUGGUGGACGGAACCUCGUCGGACCAGGACUUUGCGCCGUCGGGAUUCGGGAAGAACAAGGGCUUCUCUGCGGACUUCAUCGACAUGGAGGUUGCAUCCGCCUGCUUUGGAGGCACCGGGACUGAAAAAGAGGAGGCCUGGGCACCAAUGACCCUGUGGGUUGCGAUGAGGCCGGGCGACCUCUACGCUUUGUGUCCUCUGUUGCCCACCAAGUGGAGAGCGCCGUCGACGACUGUUCCGUCACUGUCCGCGGCCAUCAUUCCCAAGCUGGCUGCUCUGGAGGAGGACCCCGUCGAGUUUGAGGAACAGCUGACCGCGUGCCGGCAACAGUACGACUGGCUGGCGGAAAUCGACAACCAGGAGCCCUUGCUCACCGACUUCGACUCGGAAAGUAGUUCAGGAUCGGAAGUUCUCACCCGUCCGGCCAACCCCAGUGCGAUCCCGAGAUUGCAGGGUCCGUUCCGGUUCGAUACUGGAGAUGAGAUUGACGAUCUGGACCUGUGUGAUCUUCUCGUGAUUGGUGCCAAGGUCGACCUCGACGCUCUCAUGAUGGGUGAGGAGGACGAACUAGCCCUGGACGACGGCGGAGACGACAGGCUGUCAGCUACCGUCAUCUGCCUCGCAACUGGAAGCGGCAGGAUCCACGUUUGCCUUGAACUCGAUGGGGUGGAGGGGCAAUGGCUUCCGAAGGCGAAGAAGAACGUGUUCAGCACGCCUAUUUCCGAGCCAUCGGACUUGGUUCUGGUAGAGUCGUUGGAUACGAUGAGGGGAGAACGCCAAUCAUCAAACAACUGGCCCACGUUCACAAAGGAUGUCUACUCCCGGUACGGCUUCUUUGUCACGAACUCCUCUAAUGUGACUUUUAUUUCUCUCGCCUCCUGGGUCCAGCGGCUCGAGGCCGAGCUGCAGUCGGAGGAUACCACCGGCACGGCCUUCCGCCUGCAGAUUCUGUGCGAAGGCGCGGCGUCUUUGAGAGAGCGGAUCUUGGAGGUCGAAGGAAGCGAUGCUGGCGCGAAAGACCUGACCGGCCACCUGCCUGCUUCUUUGAUCUACUACGACUACGACCUCGGCUACUUGCUGCUUACCUACCAGUCUUCUACCCCCCAUGCUGCCAUCCUAGAUGCCCCCGAGGUGUCGCUCCCGGAGAUUGACGAUAUGCGAUUGUACGAUCACGAUGGCCAGGCGCCCGGUUCCCCUGUCCUGCCCCCUCGUCGCCCCCCGUACCAGGUUCCCUCCAUUUUCUAUGCCGAGCCGCCUCUGGAGUUCUUUGUUGACAAGCACGUCCCCCACCGCCAACGCCAGGCUUUCAAGGAGCAAGUGCGGCUAUCUCCCGCGACGCUGGACCUGGUUGCCGCCGCACACCGCAUCCUGUCUGCCCAUACCAACGCCCUGGAGCGAGCAGCGUCCGAUCUCUUCCGUCGCUGCGAGCGGUUGCAGGGUGAGAUGCGAGAUCAACUCAAGCAGCUGGCGGAAGUCGCGGAACGGGUCAAGGGUGUUUCUAGUGAGAUUGGUGAAGACGGGAAGCGGAUCGAGGGCUCCAAGAGCGGAGAGGUUCUGGACAAGAGGCUGCAGGCUGCCAAGGAUAAGCAGGCUCAGCUUGUGCAGAGAUACGAAACGCUGCGGAACAAGGUCCUGAAGUCGGGCGGGCGGCCUCUCAGCGACAAGGAAAAGUCGUGGGUCGUGGAAGUCAAGACGAUGUCCGACUCGAUCGGCGAUUCCACUCCCGAGGACGGCCAGUUGACGCACCGACUCGAUGCCGUCAGGGAAAUCGCGGACGAUCUACUCACCGAAGUGAAGACCAUCGCAGCCAAGUCGCCUCUGGCUUCCGAACCAGGCACCCCGUCCCCCAGUGGACAGCCACGGGUUCCCCAGCGACUCCAGCGGGCGAAGAUCGCCGAUGCCAUGCAGAUGGUGGAGCGAGAGUCCGCCAUCAUCGACAACAUUACCUCCCGCCUCGAGCGACUAAACACCAACUUAUGAAGUCCGAGAGCUGCUUGAUUCCCCGAACGGUCCGGGGAAACGGUCCAGCCAAAUGAAAUGUAUACCACAAUGAAUGUUGGAGAGCAGAGAUGAUGCCAUACCAUUAUUGAAACGAGACUCAGUAUUAU